This is a messenger RNA of Rhincodon typus (whale shark), 3395 nucleotides long. RefSeq names its product ETS variant transcription factor 5. Bases 311 to 1831 code for a protein of 506 amino acids. NCBI's taxonomy places the organism in Eukaryota, Metazoa, Chordata, Chondrichthyes, Orectolobiformes, Rhincodontidae. Gene Ontology annotation, molecular function: DNA-binding transcription factor activity, RNA polymerase II-specific; sequence-specific DNA binding. Gene Ontology annotation, biological process: cell differentiation; regulation of transcription by RNA polymerase II. The transcript has 13 exons. The record is from RefSeq and is a predicted model, not a curated record. Gene Ontology annotation, cellular component: nucleus.
GUGCGCGAGCCCGAGUUGCCUCUGGGGAAAGAAGUCGCGUUCACUUCAACUGAGCGAAAAAAAACCCCAUUCAACUUUUUUGUGAGCGGAGAUUCAGGAGUGCAACUGUGGUGUUUCUUUAAUUUCUAGAAAGUGCAUUUUUUUCAAAAAGAAAAAAUCAUCCACUAACACAAUACAAAUCAUUUCAUAGGAGGAGCUGCAGAGCAAAAGGAAACAAAACAACUACACAAAAAAAACGCCACUCAGUAGCGUUCCGCGAGUCCAUGUUAAUGGUUUGUAGCAGGACUUUUAAGAAAAGACCAGCUACAAAAUGGACGGAUUUUACGACCAGCAAGUUCCUUUUAUGCACAAUGUACCGAAAACACACGUGGAAGAGCUUCGCGGCAGACAAGUGAACGAUAGAAAAAGGAAAUUUGUGGAGACCGACCUUGCUCAUGAUUCAGAAGAACUUUUUCAAGAUCUGAGCUUGUUACAAGAAACGUGGCUAGCAGAAGCCCAAGUUCCUGAAGAAGAUGAACAAUUUGUACCAGAUUUCCAGUCGGUUAACUUGGUAUUUCACGGACCUCCUCCAGCAAAGAUCAAGCGAGAAUCUCACAGCCCGAAUACGGAUGUAUCCUGCCGUCAUAAGCAGAGUCUCAAUUCUGGCUAUGGAGAAAACUGCCUCUACAGUUAUAGUGCCUAUGAUAGGAAGCCCCCCGCUGGGUUCAAGCCAUUAACUCCACCAGCGACCCCUGUGUCUCCAGUUCAUCAGAAUUCCCCUCUUUCACACCUUCCAUCUGCAGCAGUGCCAGUUUCAGCCCAUGGCCCUACGUCAGUUCCAGUUCAGGCUGCAGUUCCUGCAUCAGCGCAGCAGCAGCAACAGCAAACCUUUGCAGUACCUCGACCUCCCCAACCCGCUCUUCAGAUGUCACAGAACCUGACUGAAUCCCAGUAUGCACCAGAGCACAGGUUCCACCGGCAGAUGUCCGAACCAUGUCACCCGUACCCACCCCAGACAGGAAUCCCCAGUGACAGUCGGCAAGUUUAUCAGCGGCAGAUGUCAGAACCGAUGCCUUCACCAUCUCCUCAGGGCUUCAAGCAGGAAUACCAUGACUCGCGUUACGAGCACAUCGCUACAGGCGUCAGCGGUCCCAGCGGACAGAAUUUCCAAGCCCCCCUCGGAAUUAAACAGGAGCCGAGAGACUACUGCUAUGACUCAGAAGUGCCUAAUUGCCAAUCCUCUUACAUGACGGGAGGAAACUAUUACGCUGGUCCCAAUAAUCCAGAAGGUUUCCCUUAUGAGAAAGAUCCACGACUGUACUAUGAUGAUACAUGUGUGGUGCCAGAUAGGAUUGACCAUAAAGUCAAACAGGAAUCCCCUGUGUACCGGGAAAACUUGCCAUACCAACGUCGAGGCUCCUUACAACUGUGGCAGUUCCUUGUGACCCUCCUGGAUGAUCCAUCUAAUUCUCAUUUUAUCGCAUGGACAGGUCGAGGCAUGGAGUUCAAGUUGAUUGAACCUGAAGAGGUUGCUCGGCGCUGGGGUAUCCAGAAAAACCGCCCAGCGAUGAACUAUGACAAACUGAGCCGCUCGCUUCGCUAUUACUAUGAAAAGGGCAUCAUGCAAAAGGUCGCUGGGGAGCGGUAUGUGUACAAGUUUGUAUGUGACCCCGAGGCACUUUUCUCCAUGGCCUUCCCAGACAAUCAACGCCCCUUCCUGAAGACUGAAAUCGACUGUCAUAUUAACAAGGAGGAUACUGUUCCCCUCACGCAUUUCGAUGAUAAUGCAGCUUACUUGUUGGAAAUGGAUCACUGCAACAACCUCCAGUAUCCAGAGGGCUUUGCAUAUUGACUUGAAUCGAGCAGCCCAAUGUGACUGAAUGCAUCAUUGUCCAGCUGAAAAGAGCAUCUUAUGUGGUACUGUUGCACUCAGCUGUUAGGAAUCCAGCUCUUCAGAACGUUCAAGAGCCUAAAAGUUGUACAGUAGCCUCUCACUACUGAAGAAGCUGCCAUCUGCUUCACUGACGACGCACUAACAAGCGUGACUUAAUACGGCUAAGUCCUCCACGUUGAUAGUUAUGGGGUGGGGGGAAGCCAAAACUGUGUGUUCUGGUGUGGCAUUUGCGAUUGUUCAGCGUGGCAUUCACAGAGCUUGGAUAGACCAUGUGACUGUAGCGUUUGUUAUGACAAUCUGCUUUCCGUUGAACAGUUCUUUCAGCUGCCUUUCUGAUGUUAAAGGGCUUCAACUUGCACAAUCCCACAGUCGUAUCAUGGGUCAGAUUCAAAGAAAACAGUAUGCGCUGUUGCCUGUAGAUCUGUGCCCUGGAUUGAAUACGAACUGGCGCUGUAUUAGGUAGCUAAAGAGAAGAGUCCUGUCUACCUGAGGCUCCAAUACAGAACAGCUUGUAGUUUAUUUUGUUCUUUUUUAAAAAAUGCUUAAAUGUUUUACCUGUUUAAACUCUGAAGUUAUUUGACACCUCCUACACUAUUUUUCCUCUGGCUCCUUUUCUAAACUACACUUGUGUAUGUAGCAAUUUUUAAAAUGGUUUUAAUUCAGUUCUUCUCAAAUGGAUGAAGAGCUUUAUUCAGGUUUACCACUGCCAUUUGAUUUUUUUCCUCCCACUUCUGCCCCAUCCCAGUUCUGAUGCUUAAUCUUUCUACAAUAGAAAAGGCUGGAAUCAAUUCUUUGCUCGAUCCAUCUCUAGGGAAGCCAUUGCAUUCAGUACCUUUGUGUACAAAUUGUUUCCGUAAUGAGGUUAUGCUUGUAAUAUUUUGAGGUGGGAGUAUGUGGGGUUGGGUAAAAGGAAGCCAUCAACAGGUAUUUUUCAAAAUUUCAGAAGUGUAUUAAAUUUUGAAGCUUUUUUGUCUUUGUAUUUAAGGCAAAACCUUUUUGUUAAUGGCAUGGCACUCUGAAGUAUAGAGUUCCAAUAUUUUGGUGAUAAUGUUACAGCUUUAAUCAAGGGGGUUAGGGCUUUUACUGUGUAACACAGUUAAUCCUGCUGCAGGUUUUAGAUGCCUGCUUAAGCUUUGCACCGUUAACUUUCCACAAUUUAAUGUUUGAAAAUCUAAAUAUAGGUAUGACUGUUUCUGCACACAGUAUCUUGCGAUGGUACAUUGCAAUUGUAUAAUUACAGCAUAUCCUCACUCUUUCAGUUCUUUAUAUUUUAUGUAUAAAGUCCCCAGGGUUUAUAUUAUUGGAAACAAAAUUAUUUUUACACCAGAUCUCAAUUGUUUUUAUUUUAGGGGUUCAUUUUUUUUCUUGCUUCUACUCUUAAAUCGUAUGCUGCAAAGACCAAUUUAAUGGAUGCAUUAAUUGUGGAAACCUUGCAGCAUUUCUUUUCAAAUUGUGUUGUGCAUUUAAAGGAAACCCUGCCUUGUACACCAAAUAAAUGUUUCAUCUCGAUUGUGUACAAUAA